Messenger RNA from Cinara cedri, 7512 nucleotides. The record is from the annotation of a GenBank genome assembly. NCBI's taxonomy places the organism in Eukaryota, Metazoa, Arthropoda, Insecta, Hemiptera, Aphididae.
CUUAUCACGAUUAGUACUACUGGCUAUGGUCAAUGGUUAUAGACUAACUUGCCGAUGUGUUUUUUUUAAUCGUCGAAACGAAACCAAUUUCAUAAUUUUACUCUGCGUCUCAACCGUUGCCAGACGAAUCAAUGUCAUAACAUCAACGAAAGCUCGACUAAUCGUGUUAUGAUCGUCUGGUAGUUCGGAAUUAUUAUUAUUAUGGCACUUUACGACAACAAACAUUGGCUUCUCUCCCACAUUAGGAACUCGUUCAUAUCGUCUGACGACACAGGUAAUUACAAAUACGUUUUAUUAUCAAACUACGCAACUUUUAUUAUGAGAUUAGACUUUCAUAAUUAACAAUUUUAAUAUUAUCAUCAAUAUUUUGAUGACCGUAUUACCACAAGAACUUAUAUUAUUAUUGUGCACGGUACGAGUGUUUAGAAUAGUCAAACAGGCAACACUGUUUACUAUCAAGGUGUCUCAAGGGUGGGGCAUAGUUAUCUGGAGAAAAUUUUUUUCAACGAAAGUUUUUUCUGGUGUUUUAAAAAAAAAUAGGUAAUUACCUAGAAAUUCCUCGCCGUGUUCUGUUCCGUAUUCAUUUUUUACGCCAUAUUACGCUUUGUAAUGUUUCAACGGAAUUAGUUCUUAUUUUUUAUUUUUUAUUAUAAUUCCGUGCAAACGAAUCGACAUACCUAUCUAUUAUUUUUAUUCGACAAAAUAUUGUUGUGUGUUACUUUGUAUACCUACUUAUUAUUGUGUUGCUUGAAAUAUAGACCGCCCAGGUACAGAAUCCAUUCAGCACGAGUAAACAACAAUCUGUGGUCUUUGUAUAAUCCAAUGUAACGUUUUAAUGUCAUUUUUAUUACAUUUUUUUUUUUUUAAUAUUGUGAAUUGUAUUCCAUUUCUCAUUAGAUCGCAAGUGCUAUAAUUAUAACUAAUUUUUUUGGUUAGAUAUUCGUUAAAAAAAAAAAUAUUUAUCCAGUAUACCUACUAUUAAAUUAUCGUGGUUCCAAUUUUUAAGUUUAAUAACUUUAUCUAGAAAAAAAUCAUGGUUGUUAAUAAUGAUAUUGAUUUCCAACCGUUCCAAUCGUUAGUCAAUGUCGACAGUAUACCAUUUAUUAUUCCGGAAUGUGCAAUCACUAAAAAACAGCCAACCAAGACGUUUGGUGAAAUCCAACAUCUCAUCACUCAUGGACGACACAAAGAUGUUAAAAAAUUACUCCGAAGCCACCAUUGGCCGGCCGAUAAUAUGAUUCGAACUCAGCUCUGGUCGGCACUAUGUAAACAACAUAAUAACAAUAAUAUGACAGAAGGUUUCUAUUGGGAUCUAGUUGUACAAUUAUUUGGUACUACAGAACUACCUGACAAAACUAGUAUAUUACCACCAUUUGUCGAUUCAAAACAUAGACAUAUUUAUCAUUUAAAUGCUGUCGGCAAAGAAGUAACAGAUCGCGUUGUUUGUGUACUUGGAUUUGCGUGUCCUGAUAUCACUUAUAGUCCAGCAAUAUAUUCAUUGGUAUCAUUAUUUUUGCAUUUUAUGCCUGAAGAAGAAUGUUAUAAUAGUUUAACUAGUCUUGUUUCUUCAAAGCAAUUAGUUUUUAUGACUCAAACAAAAUCAUUAUAUGAAGUUACAUGGAGAACAGUAAUGCGAGUAACAAGAAAACAUGCUAGUCGUGCUUCAAUGCAUUUAACAAAAUUUUGUUCAAUAACAAAAAUGGAACAUGUAUAUGCCGAUUGGAUGUGGUGGAUUUUCCAAGGUCUUCCAUUCCACCACAUCGUAAGAGUUAUGGAUUGUUAUUUACAUGAAGGUAUUAAAGUAUUAUAUAGAGUUGCUAUAGCUAUAUUGAAACUUUUUUAUAAAUAUUCUAGUAAAAGAAAUUCUCCUUGGGCUCUAGAAGCUCUUAAUAAUGGAUUAGAAAGUACAUUAAUGAAAUUUUGUCGACAAAUGCCUGUAAGUCCAAAUAAAUUAUUAAAAAAGGCAUUUAGUAUAAGAGCAUUAAGUGCUGCAUAUUUGCAUAGAAUAUUUGUUAAAACUGAAAUGUCAUUGAAGACAAAAGCAGGUGUAUCAAAUUCACAUCAACUGAUAAGGUCUCGUUCUAGUGAAAAUUUACCUACUAGUCAAUCUCAAGUAAAUAUUCAAUUAAUGUCACAUACUCUUAGUACACGAGAACUUUUUACUUUAUGGUCUUGGUUACCAAUGCGAAUUACAAUGUAUCAGCCAAUUUUAUUGUAUACUACAGAAGAACACGGAUGCAGCUUAACUACAUUUUACUUUAGAGUCGAACAACAUGAACCAACAUUACUAAUUAUUAAAACUUGUACUGAUGAUGUAUUUGGAGCAUAUUGUUCUACUAAAUGGCUUGAAAGGAAUAAAAAAGAUGAAAGAGGAAACAGAACUGCAUAUUUUGGAACAGGAGAAACAUUUUUAUUUAGUUUGUUCCCUGAAAGAUCUAAAUAUCCCUGGGUCGGUAUGGAAAAUGAUAACGUUUGUCAUUCAAAUGAACUUUUUAUGGCUGCUGAUUCUAAAAUGAUAACUAUUGGUGGUGGUGAUGGUCAAGCAAUUUGGAUGGACGAAAACAUAAGAUUUGGAAAAUCAGAUAGCUGUUCAACAUUUAAUAACCCUCCACUUUGUCCAGGGAAAGAUUUUGAAAUCAAAGUGUUGGAGGUUUAUGGUUUUGGAGGUGCAAUACUGUGAAGAGGUGGUGGCCGUGAUUGUAACUACCUAAAAUAAACAAUGUUCUACUAUUGAAGGUUUCUUUAUUUAAUUUUAGAAUAACUAAUAAUCAGUGCUUGAAUUGCGGGAUGGGGCCAGGCAAGCAAGGAGUAUUCCUCUAUUUUUAAAUAUUUUGUAUCGCCACUUAUGUUUUCUUUUUUUCUUUUUGCUGCAACACAGUGAUAGUACUUCACAAUACAGUGAUAUAUUUAUUCAUUCACACUUAUGUUCUAAUAAACUAUUUUGUAAUUCAAUAUUAUUAUAUGAAAUAUAAUUUGAGUGUAAGGGAAUACACCAAUGCUAGAAAAUACUUAUAUUUUAUUAUGUUUAUUUCAUAAUUUAAUAUUAGUUAUUAUAACAAUAUCUUGAAUUAACUAAUCAAUACAAUUGAUUCAAAUAAGUAAUCAUAAUAUUUAAAAUUAAUCUUUAAUGAUAUGAAAUCAUAGUGUUAUAUGAGAUGUUGGAUCAUAACUAAUUGUAUGAUAAAGUAAAAAACCAAUUGUUUAGAUUCCAAGAUGGUUCUCUAUUGUUAUGAUUCUAAUUCAAGCACUGUACAUUAAAUAAUUGUAUAUUUUAAAUGUUUCUUAUAAAAAAUAUUUUUUAGGGAUUAGUGAGGUUGUCAUGGGUGGAGAAAAUUUGCUUCAAACAUUAUUCACGGCAAAAUGUGAUACAUAUCCAGGAAUUGAAGAUAAUGAAGAAGAAGAAGAAAUUGCUCAAUCACUUGAUAUUCAUACAGGUAAAAAUAUAAAUAGAGCAUAAUUUUUGUUUAUAUAAUUGAUUUUUAUUUUUUUAAUUCUAAAGAAUUUGGAGUACGUCGUCAACGAUCCCAUACGUCAGUUCAAUUAGAAAGAUUACAAAGAAAUAUGAUCAAAUCUGCUAAUUUACGCCAUAUAAAAUGGGAACUUACGCCUGUUUCCCUUACAGGUAUUUUAAAUAGCGUUAAUUAUAAUUUAUUUCUAUGUAUGAAAUAUUUUAAAUGCAAAACUUAUUGUUUUGAUAGAUUUAAAAGUUAUGUGCAUAUAAGUUUUUAACAUAAAUUCAGAAAACCAAAAUGUGAAAUAAUUUAAAACUCAAAUUUAGUAUUUUUGAUUAAAAAUACUAUUUGUUUUCUUGCUUUAUUAAAAAGUAAUUUUAUGUGACUGGAAUUUUUUUACUCAAAAAAUAAAUCUAAAUUUGAAUAUUUUUAUCUAGAUUGGGUCAGGGUAAAAAUCAAUUAUAUCUCAUCUUGAAACUAAGUAUGGCAAAAAAAAAUAUAUAAUGAUUUUUAAGUGUAUAAUAUACGUAGGUAUGCUAAAAAAAAAAAUUAUAACUGAAACUAGUUGGUUUUAACUUACUCAUAUAAAUUAGAAAUUACGUUUUAUAGAUCGUUAAAUCUUAAAAUGAUAAGAAUAUAAGGCAAAUUCUCAAUACCCUUCAAAGUUGGGAUGGUUUUGACAUAUCAAUGUAUAUUUAUACACUAUAUAUGCCACACAUGAUAUAAUAAUAUUCUAUAUUAACACAAUUUUUUAACAUUUAGAUGAAGAAAUGGCUGAAUUAUUUCCCAAAAAAGAUAUCACUAAUCAAAAAAUAAAUUAUAAUUCUGAACUAGCUAAAUUACUGAAAGCUUGUCCAUAUCUGCCACAGAACCCUUUUCGAGAAUAUUCUAAAUAUGAUGGAAAUGUAAUUACAUAGUCAAAUCUUAAAUUAAUUUUUUAUAAAUAAUAUUUUAGGUAUAUUUAAAGUCUUAAUAAUUUUUUAGACCCAAUUAGGAGAAGCUACUCGAAAAUAUGGCAUAUUUAUAACUAUGUUGAAUUUAGAACGCCGCAAUUAUCCUAUGCAAGUAUCAAUUAUAGCGACAGCGAAAGUCCAUGAUCUUAUUGGAUUGGUUUGCUGGAAAUGUACUAUUGAAUAUCCAGAUUGUACCUUAAAGUAUUUAAUAUUCAUUAAAAAAAAUAAUAAAAUAAAAUUCAUGAACUAAAAUUAAAUUAUUAUAGAGAAAGUGUUGAUUGUUAUGCUCUGUACAUAGCUGAAGAUGAUGGAGAAGUUGAUUUUGACUUUCCAUGUUUAGAUUCUCGAGAAACUGUUGCUAAAUUUGGAUUUGGCUUUUUAGCACUUGUUGAACGUGACAGUAAAUUGGCACCGGCUGUUCCUAAUCAUUCUCCUACAUCUCAGUAAGCUUGUUAAUUUUUAUAUUUUAAUAUAUGUAUGAUGCUUAAAAAAAAUUGUAUUUUAGGGAAGGAGAUUCAAUUUUGUGUGAAAACAUAAAUACAAAAGGUAAAUAAAAAUUAGAUUUUUUGUUCAAUUCAUUUAUUUUAAAAUAAAACCUAUUUGGUAUACUAUUUAGCUCAACAACAACUAGAGGGAGAGUUAAAUAAACUUCUUGCAAUUGAAGCUCCUUUAUAUCAAUUGUAUCAAGUAAAUAUUUUGAAUAAAGUUCGAGCAAAAGCAGAAAUACAUUUAGGUACGUUGUAAAUCUUUAAUAUUUAUAAUGUUUAUUUUUGAAAAAUUGAAUAUAAUUACAAUAUAAUGAUUUAAAAUAAAUCAAUUAUUUUGAUGCUAUAUAUUGUAUUUAGUUGAUUAAAUUUUAUAAAUUCGGAUAUGUGUAAGAUAUGUAUUUUUUAAAAAAAUAAAGUCAUCUCACUUACACUCAUACUUUUAAGCUCAUUAAAAAUGACUAUAGAUAGAUUAUCAUUUACAAAUUGUAUUAAAGAGAUUUAAUUUUUUAAUUAUUUUUUCUACCUAGGAUCUUUUGUUUAAAAAUAUGGUAGUUUUCAUGAGAAUAUGAAACACAAGAUUAAGUGUGAAUUAGUAAAGUGGAGAGAAGUGUCAGGUGUUUUAUGUGAUAAAAGAGUUCUAAUAAGACUCAAAGUUACAUUUUACAUAAGUAUAAUGACAUUAUGUUGCAUAGUUUGAAGUGUUGGACAGUAGACAAAAAAAAUAGAACAGAGAAUGAAUGUUGCAGAGAUCAUAAAUUUGAAUUAGUGAAGUGGCAAGAGAAGAAGGGAUAAAGAAUGAGUACAUGUGAGGUGCCUUUGAUAGUAGCCAAAAUGAGAGAAAACAGACUAAGAUAGUUUGAGCAUGUUACGGAGAAAAGGAAUCAGAAGCAGUAAUAAUUGCAAUACAAAUAAAUGUAGAAGUAAAGUGGUGGCGAGGAAGACAGAAAAAGAAGUGAAUAAUAUGAAAACAGUCUGUGUAUAUGAGGUAAAGAUGGGUCAAAUGAAAGUUUAGGCCUCUGGAGGCCUUUGUUGUGAACUUUGUGGACCAUCAUUAGAUACAAUUUUGUUAUAUUUUAUUUCCAAUCAAUCAGUAAUUACUAUCUAAGAUUACAUUUUAUGAAAACAUUGGAAUUUGUCUAGCUGGUUGGCAUAAUAUAAAACAUUUUAUCCUUGUUUAGGUAUAUCGGGACAAAAAAUAGAAUUGGAUCCAGUCGUAAAACAAAGAUCUACUUCUAAGUUUCCAUGGACAAAACAAAAGCCAGCCACGUAUGACAUGGACUGUGUAGUAGCAUGUGACCUUACAGAAACAAAAUCCAAUAACCGAGCCGUAUUUAGACUUGUAUAUGAUAGUACAGCGUUAAGCUCUUCUAGUAUUGGAGAUAGUGUACCGGGUCAACAAGGAACUGCUGUAUGGAGUAAUUUUAAACACCACGAUUUUGAAGCAGAACAAAAAUUGGCUGAAGACAUUGUUCAAAAAAUUAACAAUAUUUUAGAACUCAGAUGUAGUGUAAGAAGACAAGAAUAUAUUUCAUUACGUGAACGUAAAUCUCAUCGUAGAAGAAGUUUUCAUCUUGGUCCAAGAUAAAGAAAAUAGAGUUAGUAACUUUGUUUUCAUUACAGUAGAAUUUUUUAUAUUGGGUAGCAUGUUGUUUUUUAAAUAAUUUGUUAUCACUGACAAGUUAUAAUUACAAGAUAUAUUCCUUAAGAAUUUUGUUAUUAUAUCAAAAUAUAGUUUUUAACUAUUAUAACUAUUUGCAAUUUUUGUGGCAUUUAUUAUAAUUAUAACUAAAUAUUAAAAAUUGUUUAUAGAAUCUAUUUGAAAGGCAAUUUCUAAAUUGUUGUGUAUAUAAUUGAAAAAUUGUUAUUGUCCAAGUUUCACUUGAUUAAAAUUAUAAAUUAUUUUUAUUAUAAUGACAUAGAUAUAGAAAUAUCAUUUAUAUUAAUAAAAAUAUUUUUUAACUCUGUACAAAUAACCAAUUUAUUUUAUAUGAUAAAAUAUAAACAACCAAAACUACUAAAAAAUAUAUAUAUAAAUUAUUAUCAAGAAUACAAUUUUAAAAUGUGGGGUAGUAAUAAUUCUGGUAUCGGGUUUUUGACAAAACUCUGCUCAUCUUGGCACAAAUUACAGUGUGUUAUUUUGGUUUUAAUUGAGAAUUAUUGCUUUUGAAAAUAAUUCAUUAUGUGACUCAGAAUUUAUAUACUUCUGUAUAAUUUUUUAUUGUAUUUAUAAAAAGGUUUUUUUUUAACUACUGGGAAAUUAAAAAUAAUUUGUUCCAUAGUUUGUUUCUAUUUCAUUGUCAUAGUGAUAAAAAUUAAAUAGUCAAUAUUUUUCUUAUUAUAGCCAAAGUCUAAAAAUAUUUGUUAAUACUGAGAAUAGUUUAACAAAUUUAAAUUUUUUAAAUUUUGUAAUAGGAGACUUAUUCUAAAAAAAAAAUGUUGAUAACAAAUUACUUAAAAAUAGACUGCAAUUUAUUUUUAAAAUUCAUAUGGGGAUAAAUAUUUUGAUAAUGAGGAAAUACAGGCACCGAAAACUAAUAUUUUAAAUGUCUACUUAUAGGUAAUAGAUAAAUUGACUUAAUUGUUUUUAUUAUUCGAUUACAUGGGUUUUUAAAUGGUGAU